Onychomys torridus (southern grasshopper mouse) is the source of this 2110-nucleotide messenger RNA. It is a transcript of the gene Rasl12, whose product is annotated as RAS like family 12. The record is from RefSeq and is a predicted model, not a curated record. Lineage: Eukaryota; Metazoa; Chordata; Mammalia; Rodentia; Cricetidae. The coding region runs from base 34 to 834 and encodes 266 amino acids. The transcript has 5 exons. Gene Ontology annotation, molecular function: GTPase activity; GTP binding.
UCCAAGACCGGCGUGGCCAUCUGCAGCGUCGCCAUGUCGUCGGUGUUCGGCAAGCCCCGAGCGGGCAGCGGGCCGCACAGUGUGCCCCUCGAGGUCAACCUGGCCAUCCUGGGGCGCCGCGGGGUGGGCAAGUCUGCCCUGACUGUGAAGUUUCUCACCAAGAGGUUUAUCAGCGAAUAUGACCCCAAUUUGGAGGACACUUACAGCUCUGAGGAGACUGUGGACCACCAACCUGUCCACCUGAGGGUCAUGGACACUGCAGAUCUGGACACCCCCAGGAACUGUGAGCGCUAUCUAAACUGGGCCCAUGCCUUCCUGGUGGUAUAUAGUGUUGACAGUCGACAGAGUUUUGAGGGCAGCAGCAGCUACCUGGAGUUGCUGGCCUUGCAUGCCAAGGAGACACAGCGUGGCUACCCUGCCCUGCUGUUGGGUAACAAACUGGACAUGGCCCAGUACAGGCAGGUCACCAAGGCUGAGGGUGCGGCUUUGGCAGGCAGGUUCGGAUGCCUGUUUUUUGAGGUCUCUGCCUGCCUGGACUUUGAGCAUGUGCAGCAUGUCUUCCAUGAGGCGGUACGGGAGGUGCGACGGGAGCUGGAGAAGAGCCCCAUGGGCCGGCCCCUCUUUAUCUCUGAGGAGAAAGCCCUAUCUCACCAGACCCCGCUCACAGCCCGACAUGGGCUGACCAGCUGCACUUUCAACACUCUGUCCACUAUCAGCCUGAAGGAGAUGCCCACUGUGGCCCAGGCCAAGCUGGUCACUGUGAAGUCGUCCCGGGCCCAGAGCAAGCGCAAGGCACCCACCUUGACCCUACUGAAGGGCUUCAAGAUCUUUUGAGGAUCCUUCUGCAGAAACCUUAGGCUCGGCUGAUGUUUGGGGCUGCAGGGCAGGGGCUGGGCUUACCUUCUGAUGAACCAGAGGCCCUUAUGCCCGGGUCCAUAGCAGACUCCACCUCCAGCACCAUGCAGUCCCUACACGCUCACUGUGUGAGCCAGAGGGACAGGCAGGUAUGCCGCUGAGUCCCUCCCGGCCUUGGGCUUCAUGGUGACCUCUGCAUCCACCACCCUGGAGAGAAGCUGCCCCUGUUACAAACCAGAGACCUGGAACCUUUAUCCAAGCAGAAAGGAACUACAGUGCAUAUCCUGGGCCAUGACUCUCGCCUGCUCUGGCCACUGCUAGCCGGCUGCAGCCCCUGUUCAAAGCAGCUUUGUCUAUGUGAAAGCUUGUAACAGUCUACAGGAUGGCUGGCCCCAGGCCCUACUGCCACCUGGUGGUAGAAAGAGGUGGGGCACUUGUCCGGAGGCCCAAAGCUGGUCCUCCCAUGUCUUCUGACCUCUUAAAAGCCCAGGCUACAAACCUUACUUACAGUUUAUCCAAGAAAAAUUCAGUUAAAAUAAUCCUGUGGGAAAUCCUGGAUAGGGCAACGAAAUCUGGAUGGAAGCAUUUCAGCACUUGCCUCUCAAUGAAGGGUGUGGAGAGGGGCUGUGGAUUGUCCAGGCUAGGGAGCCUCUGGCAUUUUUUUCCACCAGCCUUUGUGGGGGGCUCUUGUGACCACUUUAUUAGUAGACAUUCCUCCCCAGGAUCACCCUUCUUGAGCUUAAUGACUAAGGCUGCAGAAAGUCAUUCUCCACAGGUAGGUGUAUGGUUUGGUUGGACCUAGGACCCUCAGCAAUGGAUCUGAGUUUUCUAAGCUCACUUUGGGAAGACAGAUCCCAAUAUGUUUGGGAUUAAUAAGGUGGACUUUGGCAUCAACCAUUUGGUGUUUUACCAAGUCUCAGAUGUGAGAAGACUGUCUGGCUACAGCUGUUUCUUACUGUUUACCACAAACUCUAGAAGAGCUGGUUCAGGAGGGGCAUCAGAUGGGCUGAGCCAGGCAUCCUAACCUAGGAAGCUUGCUCCUUCUGCACGUAGCCAACAGACCCAGGAGCUUGGACUGAAAAUCUCUCUAACCCAGUCUUCAGCUCUGUUCUAUAGCUGGAGAUGCUGAGGUCAGGAGAAGGCUGUGAACUACUCAAGAGCAUGUACUACAAGCCCUGACACUGAUCCUGACCAACAGGCCAGAUCUGAACUUUGUACUUUUUAUUUCUUUGAGACAGAGUCUCUUUAUUAUGUA